Kogia breviceps (pygmy sperm whale) is the source of this 2240-nucleotide messenger RNA. It is a transcript of the gene REPIN1, whose product is annotated as replication initiator 1. The record is from RefSeq and is a predicted model, not a curated record. NCBI's taxonomy places the organism in Eukaryota, Metazoa, Chordata, Mammalia, Artiodactyla, Physeteridae. Gene Ontology annotation, molecular function: RNA polymerase II cis-regulatory region sequence-specific DNA binding; DNA-binding transcription factor activity, RNA polymerase II-specific. Gene Ontology annotation, biological process: regulation of DNA-templated transcription.
UGCCUGUGUUGAAAAACAUAAAAUACGUGAAACUGUACAAGCCUGGAAAAUCCAGGAAGUGUUUCGUGCGGAAAGCCAAGGCCACCUGCUAGCCGGUGAGUCACGAACUCAAGACUCGCACCAGACUCCGCACUCACCAACCGGCUGCGGUGCGUUUCCAAGCGAAACGCCCCGGGGACGAGGACCGCCCUGCGCCCCGGCCCCGGCCCCGCGCCCCUCGGCCGCGGAAGCCGGGACGCCUGCGCUCCGCUAAUUUCUGGAAGCGAGAGCAUUCCCGUUUCAAAGUUCACCCGAUCGGGCCUUUCCUUUCUCCAGCUCUGAACAACCCAGAAGGCAGACUUUCGGGUAAGGCUGGCCUCUCUGCCCUCAGAGGUCUGAGCUCUGCCAUGGGGGUAGGGGUGUCUUUACUGCUGCAGUUUUCUCUGAUGUCUGGGGACUACCAGAGUGUAGGCGGAAGCAGGCGCUCCAGCCGCAGGAACAUCCCCGGGAGGAGCUGGAAGAAGCCUCAUCUCCAGCUCCACAGCCUCCAGGCAGAGGAAGAACCAAUGCUGGAACGUCGCUGCAGGGGCCCCGUGGCUAUGGGCCCUGCCCAGCCCCGACUCCUUUCUGGGCCCUCCCAGGAGUCGCCCCAGACCCUGGAGAAGAAGCCCCAAGGGCUGAGGUCACAAGGCACUGCCGUGGCCCAGUCAGGCAGCCAGGCCCAUCGUUGUGCCCACUGCCGAAGGCACUUCCCGGGCUGGGUGGCCCUCUGGCUUCAUGCCCGGCGCUGCCAGGCUCGGCUGCCCCUGCCCUGUCCCGAGUGUGGCCGUCGCUUCCGCCACGCCCCUUUCUUGGCACUGCACUGCCAGGUCCAUGCCGCCGCCACCCCAGACCUGGGCUUUGCCUGCCACCUCUGCGGGCAGAGCUUCCGAGGCUGGGUGGCCCUGGCUCUGCACCUGCUGGCCCACUCGGCGGCAAAGCGGCCCAUCGCCUGUCCCGACUGCGAGAGACGCUUCUGGCGGAGAAAGCAGCUGCGGGCCCAUUUGCGGCGCUGCCACCCCCCGGCGCCCGAGGCGCGGCCCUUCAUAUGCGGCAACUGUGGCCGCAGCUUCGCCCAGUGGGACCAGCUGGUUACUCACAAGCGGGUUCACGUGGCCGAAGCCCUGGAGGAAGCGGCGGCCAAGGCCCUCGGGCCUCGGCCUCGGGGCCGUCCUGCGGUGACCGCGCCCCGGCCCGGUGGAGACGCCGUCGACCGCCCCUUCCAGUGUACCUGCUGCGGGAAGCGCUUCCGCCACAAGCCCAACCUGAUCGCCCACCGCCGCGUGCACACAGGCGAGAGGCCCCACCAGUGCCCCGAGUGCGGGAAGCGCUUCACCAAUAAGCCCUACCUGACCUCGCACCGGCGCAUCCACACGGGCGAGAAGCCCUACCCGUGCACCGAGUGCGGCCGCCGCUUCCGCCACAAACCCAACCUGCUGUCGCACAGCAAGAUCCACAAGCGCUCCGAAGGGUCUGCCCAGGGUGCCCCCCACUCGGGGAGCCCCCAGCUUCCCGCCGGCCCCCCGGAGCCCUCGUCAGAGCCCGCCCCGGAGCCCCCGCUGAAGCCGGCCCCAGAGCGUGCGGAGGCCCCAGGGGAGCCUCCCGGCCACCAGGCGGAGGCCCCGCCCUCUCUCUACAGCUGCGAGGACUGUGGGCGGAGCUUCCGGCUGGAGCGCUUCCUGCGCGCCCAUCAGCGGCAGCACACAGGCGAGCGGCCCUUCACCUGUGCCGAGUGCGGGAAGAACUUCGGCAAGAAGACCCACCUGGUGGCCCACUCCCGGGUCCACUCGGGCGAGCGGCCCUUUGCCUGUGAGGAGUGCGGGCGCCGCUUCUCCCAGGGGAGCCACCUGGCCGCCCACCGGCGCGACCACGCGCCGGAGCGGCCCUUCGUCUGCCCGGACUGCGGGAAGGCUUUCCGCCACAAGCCCUACCUGGCCGCCCACCGGCGCAUCCACACGGGCGAGAAGCCCUACGUCUGCCCCGACUGCGGCAAAGCCUUCAGCCAGAAGUCCAACCUGGUGUCGCAUCGGCGCAUCCACACGGGCGAGCGCCCCUACGCCUGCCCCGACUGCGACCGCAGCUUCAGUCAGAAGUCCAACCUCAUCACCCACCGCAAGAGCCACAUCCGGGACGGCGCCUUCUGCUGCGCCAUCUGUGGCCAGACCUUUGACGACGAGGAGAAGCUCCUGGCCCAUCAGAAGAAGCAUGAUGUCUGAGGGGGG